Anoplopoma fimbria (sablefish) is the source of this 3113-nucleotide messenger RNA. It is a transcript of the gene kcnh1b, whose product is annotated as potassium voltage-gated channel, subfamily H (eag-related), member 1b. Gene Ontology annotation, biological process: potassium ion transmembrane transport; regulation of membrane potential. NCBI's taxonomy places the organism in Eukaryota, Metazoa, Chordata, Actinopteri, Perciformes, Anoplopomatidae. The transcript is spliced from 12 exons. Bases 183 to 3077 code for a protein of 964 amino acids. Gene Ontology annotation, cellular component: membrane. The record is from RefSeq and is a predicted model, not a curated record. Gene Ontology annotation, molecular function: delayed rectifier potassium channel activity.
CAUCGGAGCUCGUGCUGCAACCAUCUGCCAGUAACGAGCCUGCUGAGCGCGCACAAGAGAGCGAGCGAGCGCACGAGAGAGAGCGCGCGAGGCUCCUUACUCCACAGCGCGCCUCUGCUCUCGCGCAGCAUCAGCCAUGUGAGCGGCGGGAAGCAGCAGCCUGUGUCUCGCGCUGCGGUGGGAUGGCGGGAGGACGGCGGGGUCUCGUGGCCCCUCAGAACACGUUCCUGGAGAACAUCGUGCGCCGGUCCAACGUUUGGACAUUAUCACAUAGACAGACAGAUACGAACUUCGUGCUGGGGAACGCUCAGAUCGUGGACUGGCCGAUCGUCUACAGCAACGACGGCUUCUGCAAACUGUCGGGUUACCACCGAGCCGAGGUGAUGCAGAAGAGCAGCACCUGCAGCUUCAUGUACGGAGAGCUGACGGACAAAGACAUGGCGGACAAGGUUCGGCAGGCCUUUGAGAACUACGAGAUGAACUCUUUUGAGAUUCUGAUGUACAAGAAAAACCGGAUGCCAGUUUGGUUUUUCGUGAAGAUCGCUCCAAUCAGGAACGAACAGGACAAAGUGGUCCUGUUUCUCUGCACCUUCAGUGACAUCACCGCCUUCAAGCAGCCAAUCGAGGACGACUCUGUGAAAGGUUGGGGUAAAUUUGCCCGUCUGACCCGAGCGUUGACCAGCAGUCGAGGAGUUCUCCAGCAGCUCGCUCCAGCCGUCCAAAAAGGAGAGAACGUCCACAAACACUCGAGGCUGGCAGAGGUUCUCCAGCUGGGUUCAGACAUCUUGCCUCAGUACAAACAGGAAACCCCGAAGACGCCGCCGCACAUCAUCCUGCACUACUGCCUCUUCAAGACCACGUGGGACUGGGUCAUCCUCAUCCUCACCUUCUACACCGCCAUCAUGGUGCCCUACAACGUCUCCUUCAAGACCAAGCAGAACAACGUGACGUGGCUGGUGGUGGACAGCAUCGUGGACGUCAUCUUCCUCGUCGACAUCGUCCUCAACUUCCACACCACCUUCGUCGGCCCGGCCGGGGAGGUCAUCUCCGACCCCAAGCUCAUCCGCAUGAACUACGUGAAGACCUGGUUCGUCAUCGACCUGCUGUCCUGCCUGCCUUAUGACGUCAUCAACGCCUUCGAGAACGUCGACGAGGGGAUCAGCAGUCUCUUCAGCUCCCUCAAAGUGGUCCGUCUGCUGCGUUUGGGUCGGGUCGCCAGGAAGCUGGACCACUACAUCGAGUACGGAGCCGCCGUGCUGGUCUUACUGGUGUGUGUGUUCGGCCUGGCCGCCCACUGGCUGGCCUGCAUCUGGUUCAGCAUCGGGGACUACGAGGUGAUCGACGAGGACACCAACAGCGUGAGGAUGGACAGCUGGCUGUUCCUGCUCGGGGAGACGGUGGGAACGCCGUACAGGUUCAACACCUCGGGAACGGGCCGCUGGGAGGGCGGGCCCAGCAAGGACUCGGUCUACAUCACCUCGCUGUACUUCACCAUGACCAGCCUGACCAGCAUCGGCUUCGGGAACAUCGCGCCGAACACGGACGGAGAGAAGAUCUUCGCCGUGGCCAUGAUGAUGAUCGGAUCGCUGCUCUACGCAACCAUCUUCGGUAACGUCACCACCAUCUUCCAGCAGAUGUACGCCAACACCAACCGCUACCACGAGAUGCUCAACAGCGUGAGGGACUUCCUCAAACUGUACCAGGUCCCCAAAGGCCUCAGUGAGCGGGUGAUGGACUACAUCGUGUCCACCUGGUCCAUGUCCAGAGGCAUCGACACUGACAAGGUGCUGCAGAUUUGUCCGAAGGACAUGCGAGCGGAUAUUUGCGUCCACCUCAACAGGAAAGUGUUCAAGGAACACCCGGCAUUUCGGCUCGCCAGUGAUGGCUGCCUGCGAGCCCUCGCCAUGGAGUUCCAGACCGUCCACAGUGCGCCGGGCGACCUCAUCUUCCACGCCGGAGAGAGCAUAGACAGCCUCUGCUUUGUAGUGUCGGGGUCGCUGGAGGUCAUCCAGGACGACGAGGUGGUGGCCAUUUUAGGUAAAGGCGACGUGUUCGGCGACGUGUUCUGGAAGGAGAUGACGCUGGCGCAGUCGUGCGCUAACGUCCGAGCGUUGACCUACUGCGACCUUCACAUCAUCAAACGAGACGCGCUGCAGAAAGUGCUGGAGUUUUACGCCGCCUUCGCCAACCACUUCGCCAGGAACCUGGUGCUCACCUACAACCUGAGGAAGAGAAUCGUCUUCCGGAAGAUCAGUGACGUGAAACGGGAGGAGGAGGAGAUGUUGAAGCGCAAGAACGAGGCUCCUCUGAACCUUCCUCCGGAUCAUCCGGUCCGAAAACUUUUCCAGCGUUUCCGGCAGCAGAGGGAGGCUCGUCUCGCCACUGAGCGGGUCGUACAGAGCGCCCCUGAUGUGGAGAAAGGUGUCGUUCCCCUGGAGACGCCCAGAGGUCCAAAGAUCCUGGCCUCCACCAGCAUAGUCAUGGUGACGGAGAGCCCAGCCACACCCACCACCUCGUCCACCGCGUCCUCUUCGUCCAAGACCUCCAGCCGAGUCAUGCUGCACGCUCCCGCCACCCAAAACGGAAACCCGAUCGGCUGCAAAUCAGCAGAGCCGGCUAAAGCUAAAGGCUGGGGCCGAUUCAGGGAGACUGUCGUGAAGGCCGAGUCCUGGAGCAGCGUCUCUAAGGCCGAGUCCAUGGAGACGCUGCCCGAUAGAACUAAGUCUCAGGACGAGAUGUCCCUCAAGAAAACAGACUCCUGCGACAGUGGCAUCACAAAGAGCGACCUCCGUUUGGACAACGCGGGCGACGCCCGAACGCCUCUUGAGCAAAGCCCGGUCCAGUCCGACGAGAAGAGGGCCUUCUGUCCGAUACCGGAGCAGAGCAUGCAGGCCUCUUUUCUGGAGCUGAAGCAAGAAUUAAGAGGAGACAUCAGCUCUCUGAACGUUCGCAUGGCAGCACUGGAGUCUCAGCUGGCUGAGAUGCUGCGAAUUCUCAAAUCCAGGAAGUCGUCGGGCUCCUUCUUUGAGAUCUCGCGGCCUCCUUCCCCGGAUUCCGAUAAGGACAGCCUCUCCUAAACUGGACAUGGAGUCGGUCCUCGGGAAUCGAACUCA